UUUUAAUUUUUUUAAGUAAUGUUUGAAUAUAGGUUUAUUGUAAAUAUUUUCAAUAUUAUCUUCUGAAAUUUUAAUUAGGUUAGAGCUUUAAGAUUUUUUUCUAUGCAAUUAAGCAUUAUGGUCAUUUGAACAGGAAACAAAUGGUUGCAGUUUCCUUAUAAAAUGAAAUUAGUGUAGGGAUAUUAUGUAUUCAUAUUACCAGAGGAUAUAGCCUAUUCUGUUCACUUUACGCUGCUAUAUGGUUUGUGUUUAUACGAUGGAAAAUACAGCUGUGGUGUAUGAACACAUGGAGACGCGUGUCGCUCUCGCGCGAGGAACCGACUUCCCAGCGCGACCCGCGUCUCCGCGUGACCGUACGCUGGCGCUCGAGGUGUCAUUUUUGGGAACUACGUCCAGGAGCUCCCACCAGCCGCGCCGCGCCCCCGCGCGCUACACAAAACUACUUUCGCGCGCAUUUUGUGUUUUUGAUGACUUUCGUGAAGUGCAUAUUUCAGUCGUUGAAAAUAUUCUUCCGUGAGCCAUGCCGAAGUCUAAACCACCUCCGAGCCGCUCUCACAAAAAGAGCAAGAAAGCAAAGAUCAAAAGAAACUUUUGGCUGGAGAAAAAAGCCAAGGAUAACGAAUCUGGAAAACAUCCAAGAAAUAUGAGUGAUGGUUCAGAGCGGAAUAAAACUUCUGAGACGUGUUCGUCAAGUGAAGUCGUCAGGACGCCUAUUCCUGGAUCUCCUGAACUAUCAAUCGCCGAAGAGAUUCCCAUAGAACCACUCCAACCAGAACACAAUGUUGUUGACGAGGGAGACCGUGAAACAACAAACAAAGGAUUCGGUAUUUUAGAUUGGCCAUCUGAAGAAUCAGAAAGUGAACUACCGGAUUUGGUAGUUGAGAAGGACCCUCCACUUAAACCUGUGACUGAUUGUAUAUCAGGAAACCGAUGUGUUGAUAUCGGCCACGUUUUUAAACAAAUGGAAUCCAUAAAACUACACAAAAAGGAAUGUACGAUGGGAAGGUACACGAUUCAUUCAGAAAAACGCUCUGGAUUUUUUUCAACUUGGAGAUUUGUUUGUGAAACUUGUAACCAAGUUCAAGAUGUGUCUUCUCACAAAGACGACUUUGCAGAAGACAUCAAUAAUGCCGCUGUUUGGGGUGCUGUUUCUAUUGGAAUUGGUUACAGCCAAUUAGAGGAAAUGUUUUCCAUCAUGGAUAUCCCCGUCAUGUCAUGCGAAAAGUUCCAGAAACACGAAAGUACCAUUCAACAGGUAUGAUUUGCGUGAAAAGGUCUUAUGAAUAUUUUGAUUACAGGUUUCUGAAAGUAUGGCUGCAUAGAAACGGUGGAUGUCAAUGCCGGCCAUGUCGAUGCUAAUCUGAAAUAUAUUUGGCUUACCUUGUAUGACGUCGGUUUCGAUGUCUAACAGUGUCGAUGGACUAACUGUGCGGCCGAGAAGUAAAUUAUUUUAACUUUAACCAACAAGUUAUUGAAAGUCAUCGACACGGCAUCGACAAGCCAACGACAAUGUUAUGACAUGUGACCCUACAGUAUGCUGUAAUUGGUUCUCUUUUUCGCGCCACAGCAAUCUUAUAAAUACAAUAUCAUUAACUAACACUUUCAGACGGUGUUGCCAACAAUCGAAAGCUCAAAGAUACGAGCAGAGCAAUGACAAUUCCAUUGUAACUCUGCCGCCGACAACCCACCGACAAACGUAUGACGUCAUUUUAUAUCGACGAUACGCCGUCUCUGUGUACCUGGGACUUUAGAGGGUUUAAGAGGGUAUCUUUACAACUAUGUUUUUUCUUGUUAAUUGGGUUUUUAUUAUUAGCAUUUUAAAAGGUUUUAGGACAUAAAUAUUUUUUCCAGAUAUUUUUUUAAGUAAUAUUAUUACAGCAUACUCCUGCUGUUUUAUAUAUAAACCAUUUAGGAACCAGAUGUACGGUAAUUUUCACAUCGAUAAUUACACGAAAUAGUUUUAGUGCUCUAUGUGUUCCUUGACUUCAGUAGUACCUACAACUGUUUAUAUAUAUAUAUAAAUAAAUCUUCAUGACUGUACCUUACAACACGUACACAUACAAUAAAGCUAAACAUAAAAUGACAAGCAAAUUAUAUUUAUAAUUGGCCUGCAAGUCGCAUCUCGAUUUAAAUUCAAUACUUAAAUAUUAUCAAGGCUAAUUAUAUCAUUAUAAUUUUUCCCCCGCAUACUCUGAAUACAUCAUUUUAUUUUUGAUAAAGUUACUCAAUUAGUCAUUAGCAUAAAUUCAUAAUGAUAAUUCUAUUGUAAGAACCAGUUUAAAAUCACAUAUUUUAUUUUAAAAAAAGGCAGUCUUAGCGUUGCAACUAUAUGCAGCGGGUGCAUCAUUCGGAAAAAAUUUAUUGUAAUAAAUAGAAAUUUAGAAGAACACUUUGAUGAUAUCUUUUUCAGGCAUGGGAAAACCAUCUUACAUCUAAACUGAAAGAAGCAGGCCAGCAAGAAAAGAAAAUUGCUGAACAAAAAGGACAUUAUCUAAAUGGCAUCCCCUAUGUAACAGUGUUGGGUGAUGGAGGAUGGGGAAAGCGAACGUAUGGACAUGGAUAUAAUUCCUCUACAGGAGUUGUAAGCACCAAUUUGUUAUCACAUUACUUGUUACAGGUUUUUAAACUGUUGCAAGUAAAAUAUUUUUCCAUAUUUUUAAUAACUUUUUAAAAAUUUUUACUUGUACUAUUGAGGAUUAUACUUUUCAGUUAUAUUAAUAACAUUAUUACAAAUGCUUAUUUAUUUUUAAGCAAGUAAAUUAUGAUUUUUAACAACUGUUUUACUGCUCACAAAAAAAUAAUUUUUAUAUUUUUCAGGCAGUAAUUGUUGGCCAAGAAACAAACAAAAUUCUAUAUCUUGGGGUCAAAAACAAAUACUGCAGCAUUUGCUCCAUAUCAAGUUCCAAAAAAAAAGUGAUACCAGAUCACAUAUGUUUCAAGAACCAUACAGGUCCUUCAACAGCUAUGGAAAAAGACCUUAUCUGUGAAGGAUUUAACCAAAGUAUACCAAUGCAUGGUUUAAUUUAUAAGAACUAUGUAGGUGAUGGGGAUGCUGCAGUGUUAGCAGCGAUUCAACAGAAGUGUGACUAUGGUCGGUACGUCACGAAAAUUGAAUGUGCCAACCAUGCAACAAGGGCAUUUUGCGAGAAUAUCCACAAGCUUUCGUCAAACAAAGCUUAUGAUCUGGAAGCACGGAAACUCCUCAGUAAAGUUGAUGGAAAUGCAAGGAUUUCUCGAACAGAGAGGUUGGUCAAAGGUGUACGGACUGCAAUAAAAGAGGCAUCAAAGAACAGAGGAAAAGAAGCUGUGGAUAUUCUUAGAGCAGAUCUACGAAAUGCACCUGACCACGUUUUUGGAUCGCAUGCCAGAUGCAGAUCUAAUUAUUGUAACAGAAAAGAUUCUGAAGAGGAAAAUUUACUUCAAAAAUUGGAAGGUGCUGGUUUGCUUAAACCUAUUCGAGAUUGCAUAGCAAGACUUGAGAAGAAAGCUGAUAAACUCAUCAGCAACAGCACCACAAAUGCUGCAGAACGGUAAGUAGAAAUGAACAUACUUUUUAAAUGUUUUACAUCUUAUAUACAUAACUAGUAUGUUUCUAAACACAUUUGUGCUUCUGCAGGUAUAUGGCAUUAAAUGCGAAGUUUUCUGGAGGAAAACGAAUACAUUUUGGAAAAA
Molecule: messenger RNA, 3672 nt
Organism: Bacillus rossius redtenbacheri
Lineage: Eukaryota; Metazoa; Arthropoda; Insecta; Phasmatodea; Bacillidae
Exons: 3
Coding region: 521-1261 (246 amino acids)
Source: RefSeq, a predicted model, not a curated record